Messenger RNA from Radiomyces spectabilis, 1077 nucleotides. RefSeq lists its product as uncharacterized. The record is from RefSeq and is a predicted model, not a curated record. The transcript has a single exon. NCBI's taxonomy places the organism in Eukaryota, Fungi, Mucoromycota, Mucoromycetes, Mucorales, Radiomycetaceae. Bases 1 to 1077 code for a protein of 358 amino acids.
AUGUCGCUUCAUUCGUUUUUGGCAUUGGACACAACGGAUGAGACGGACUCGGACAAAGAUCUCGUGAUUCAUUCGUUGAAUGAGUCCUUGCAUAUCCACAAGGAGAUAUUGGAACGAAUUCAGUUGGAAAAAGACACGUAUACGGCACAAGUGGAGAAGGAACGACAGAACGAGCGGGAGGAACGAGAAAGUACAAUGCAUGUACUUGAGCACCAGAAAGAAGAGUACGCACGAUUGGAAACGGCAUAUGAAUCCCUGAAAAAGGAUUUGGAAUCCAUCAAGGAAGAGUAUAAACGUAUGGAAAAUAACUUUUAUGCUCACGUACGACAAAUUCGAGCGACGGAUGAUGAUUUGUCGACCAUUCAAUCAGAAAUCAGCCAUUUAUCCAGCCAAUGCAACAAUUUUUGUAUGGGACUUAAGCCCAUUUUAGAUCGGUCUCUCGGAACUCAGUUCGUUUGGGACCAGUGGCCUGAGAAGGAAGCAGCGAUACAACGCUUGUUCAAGGGAGACGACGCGACGACGCUAGAACCCGGAUACAUCACCAUGUUCACGGAAAAGUUUAUUGCGGAAACCAUCCUCGAACACGUGCUCGAACCGCCAAUCCAUAUGGGCGUGUCGGUCAACGAAGCGUACAGGGCACUAAGUGCUUGGAUCGAGUCACGCAACACGGAAUGGUCGAACAGGUUACGACAGCAAGUGUGUGCGCUGAUUGCAAAGCAUGCAGAGACGGAGCAGGAAAACAUCGAUCAAGCCAUGGAAGAGUUGACCGAGUAUAUCAUGAAACAACUAGCGCGUGUGUACCCGAGGAUUCAUCAGAAGGAACAGCACAAGAACAAGAUCAUGCAACUCGUAAAGCGAGCGGCCAAAUUAAACUUGGCUAUGAAAGGACAGGAGAUCAAGAUUGAACGUAUUGCGAUAGACGAAGGGUGUGCAUAUGACAGUGCACUGAUGAAAGCUGCCAGUAAAGGUAAACCGGAAGGAACGGUACUGUUUGUGAUCACGCCCGGUUUUGCCGCCAACGAUCCAAAAGACGAACAUCACGGUUUCGUUGUACCAGCCAAAGUCUAUUGUGUGUGA